Molecule: messenger RNA, 1993 nt
Organism: Impatiens glandulifera
Lineage: Eukaryota; Viridiplantae; Streptophyta; Magnoliopsida; Ericales; Balsaminaceae
Product: probable receptor-like protein kinase At2g42960
Exons: 7
Coding region: 284-1819 (511 amino acids)
Biological process (GO): protein phosphorylation
Molecular function (GO): protein kinase activity; ATP binding
Source: RefSeq, a predicted model, not a curated record
AUCUUUAUUAUAUGGCACAAAGAACUUGUCUCGUUUAUCCUUUUCUUAUGGUUUCAACUUUUUUCUGAUAUAUGCUUAUGUAUAAACGGUUUUGCUAGCUUUGUCAGGCUCUCUGUUAACAAAGUCAUGUGUUUCAUAUGCUUACUGCUUAUAACAUCUUUGUUUCAUUUUAUUACAGCUCUAAUAUGACAGAUUUUGAUGAUCAAACUAACUAAUCCAAAUGGUGAUCUCAGAUAAACCCAUUUCAUUUCAUUCUUUAUAGGCAGCUAUUUUAUUAGAGAAGAUGGCUACUGAUUUGAACACGGAGUUCUCUCAAAAGGCCAUUUUGGGCAUUAAAGUCUGGAAACUUUUUGGGAUUACAGUUGGUUUACUCUUUAUAGUAAUCCUCUUUGGGUUAACAUGGUAUCUCACUUUAAGAAAGAAAUCAAGGAAGACAGGAGAUGAGAUUUCAUUCAUCCAAAUCCCUACUAUAUCCAAGGAAAUAAAAGAAGUGCGUGCAGAGCAAGUGUCUAUGAAUGGAUUUGAGUAUGUUCCAGGAGAUGGAAGUAAUCUUCUAGCCAUCCAUGAUAAUUCUAGUGAUAUGGACAAAACUUUACUGCACCUAGACAAGGGAAAGAUGAAGAAUGGAGAAUGCAGUAGCCAUUCGAGUUCAUUUCAUAAAGAUGGAUGGUCUCAAUUUGGAGGAGGAGGUUCUGGUACAUUUCACGUGCAUAAACCUUCUUCUUCAUCAAAUCCAAUAAAUGCUCCAUCUCCAUUAGUUGGCCUCCCUGAAUUCUCGCAAUUGGGUUGGGGUCAUUGGUUUACUUUGAGGGAUCUUGAGCUUGCAACAAACGGAUUUUCAAAAGAGAGUGUUAUUGGUGAAGGUGGAUAUGGUGUUGUUUACCAGGGAUGUCUUAUCAAUGGGACAAUAGUGGCAGUGAAAAAGCUUCUCAACAACCUUGGCCAAGCAGAAAAGGAAUUUAGAGUGGAACUUGAAGCUAUAGGCCACGUCCGUCAUAAGAAUCUGGUUCGGCUUUUGGGUUACUGCGUAGAAGGGAUUCAUAGAUUAUUAGUUUAUGAGUAUGUAAACAAUGGAAAUUUGGAACAAUGGCUGCACGGAGCUAUGCACCAGCAUGGAUAUCUUACUUGGGUCGCAAGAAUGAAGGUUCUCAUUGGCACGGCCAAGGCUCUUUCUUACUUGCACGAGGCAAUUGAGCCAAAAGUGGUGCAUCGGGACAUUAAGUCAAGCAAUAUAUUAAUUGAUGACGACUUUAAUGCAAAGCUUUCUGAUUUUGGACUAGCCAAGCUUCUUGGAUCAGGAAAAGGUUACAUCACUACCCAAGUGGUGGGGACAUUUGGUUAUGUUGCUCCUGAAUAUGCAAAUACAGGCCUUCUAAAUGAAAAAAGUGACACCUAUAGCUUUGGAGUUGUGUUGCUGGAGACAAUUACAGGACGAGAUCCUGUAGAUUAUGGCCGUCCUGGUCUAGAGGUAAAUCUGGUUGAUUGGCUGAAAAUUAUGGUAGGGAGCAGACGCAUUGAUGAAGUUGUGGACCCCAAUAUGCAAACCGGGCCAUCUACAAAACACUUGAAACGUGUUCUCUUAACUGCUUUAAGAUGUGUUGAUCUGGAUUCUGAAAAGCGUCCAAAGAUGAGUCAAGUUGUCCGCAUGCUCGAAUCAGAGGAAUACCCAAUACUGCCAACAGAGGAUAGAAGGCACGGAAGAGCAGCGACAUUUAACAUGGAGAACAAAUCUACUAUAGAGACCGAGGACAAGACCAACUAUCCUAAUCCAAGGACAGUGAGCAGCAAGAGAAACUUAAGAAAGGAACGUCAAGGAUAGUAUAUCUCUUCUUCACAUGAGGCUAUUACCCAAUAUCAAGCAUUUACAUUUGUGCAAAAUAAAAAAUGAAUGAUUGGUAUCAUAUAGACAAACUCCCAACACAUUGAGAUUUGGAAGGGGAAUACAUAUAAGGGUAUAAUGUUUCAGCUAAAUCUAUUUAUUGUUAUAUUAAUA